AUGCAAGAGCCCAGGGUCCCGGGCCGCGAGGUCCCUGCCGGCACCUCCCCUACACCCGCGAUGACCUCCCGCAACCUGGUUUUUGAUGUGACCAACUGGCACCCGAAGCCCGUCAAGCGCCCUCGGCCUGUCAAGUCCUGCACGGAAUGUCGUCGUCGCAAGCUGCGAUGCGACCGGCGCUGCCCCUGCUCGCAGUGCCAGCGGUCCUACCGCAUUUGCAAGUACGGCAGUGGUGAUGGAAGCAACAGUCGCGGCAUCGAUGCCAACGGCUCCCUCAUCGACUCGGACGGCUCCGAGGGCGGCUACGAAGACGACGACUCCAUGAGUGGCGGCGGCGCUGGCGAACGUCCGCUGAAGCGCCACUCCAGCCGACCGAUUUCCGGCACGACGCCCCAACCUGUGGCUGUCGGCAUCUCUCAACCGCCACAGCCGUUCAAUUCGUCUCUCAGCCUUCUCCUGAACCCGCCAUCUCCGUCUUCAUCCCCGUCCACGCUCCGCGCCCCGAGCCUGGUCUCUUCUUCCGCGCCUGCCUACGCAUCCUCGGCGCCGCCCUUUCCUACUCCUUCUUACGCCUCUGUUCCGGUGCCUAUGCGCAUAGCUGCGGUGUCUACAGCCGUCCAGUCCCCGCUGCUGACCCUGAACGGCCACGAGCUCCGGCAGUUCACUUCCGACCUGAUUGACGAGUUCUCCACACGCAUGGAGCGCCUCGAAAAGCUGGUGCUUGCCAAAGACUCUUCGGCCCUGUCGUCCAUUCCGCCCUUUCCCUCUUCUUCUACGCUUUCGCAGUUACACCUCCAUCAACAGCCCGAUCAAUCCGGUCCGCAUAUUAUCGACCCUUCGUCGCCAACCAUGCGUUGCUUGACUGUCAACGAACCCGGAGGCUUAGAAUCGCGGGUUUUCGGUCAAAACAGCACGCGUGCCCUGCUGAACUUGUUCGACGAGGCCAAAGAUUUCAUUUCCGAUCAAUCGAAACGAGAUGUUGCCGGGGACCUGUUCUCGAGCUUGGAACGAGCAUACAACGCGCUCCGGGACGAGCACCAGCAGGUCCUCAGGCCCAUUACCGUCUUUGUCGAUUCUAUGAUGCCAGUGCAAAAGCGCAUGGCUGAUAUACUGCCACGCCGCGAUGUGUGUGACCGCCUGCUUGACGCCUAUAUCAGCAUGACCGAAGGCCUGUACCGUGUGAUUCACAUCCCUUCGUUUCGCCGGGAAUACGAGGCCUACUGGGAUAAUGGAGGUGCUAGCGGCAUCAGCAACAUUGCAAGCGUCCCUACCUGCGCCAACGGCCCCGGCGGCAUCAGCACAACACACCGUGCUUGUGCUGAGGUCUUCCUUCCGCGACUACUCUGCAUCAUGUGCAUAGGAUCGCGCUUUGAGACUGAUUCCAAGGGUCUCUGCUACGACAGAUCCGACGGCGUGCACAUUCCAACAGCCUGCUCUCUGGUGCGGUCUUGGCUCGAGACCGCUCGCAGGCGGCAAUCGACAGACCUACACACCUUGCAGGCGGAACUGCUGCUGCAGCACGCCAGUCGCAUGAUCGAUCCACACAUGCUGAGGACGUGGAACGAGCUGGGACUGAUUUCUCGUACAGCCAUGGCGAUGGGGCUGCACCGAGACCCAUCUGAAUUUCCGAUGCAAAUGUCGCCCUUCCACGCCGAGUUCCGCCGCAAGCUAUGGCACACGAUCAUGGACAUGGACCUGCACGUUGCCUUGGCCAGCAGUCUCCCCACGGCCAUGCGCGAGGGCGAGUUCACGUGCAAGCCCCCGCGGAACCUGGACGAUGUCGACCUGUACCCGGAGAUGACUACUUUGCCGCAAGCAAAACCGAUGGAUCAGUACACGGACGGACAAAUGCAGGCUUAUGCAGCCUGCACAUUGCCGCUACGCAUGCGUGCCAACGACAUUCUUUGCCGCAUCGACUCGGUGCGGGACUACGGAAAAGUGCUUGCAGUCGGUGGCGAGCUUGAAAAAGCGCUGGAUGACAUCAACUGUCUCUUCCCGCGCAACGCGGCGCUGGGGACGGGUAACAAGUACAAAGCCUGGCGGAUGCGCGCGCUCUUGGACAUGCACGUGCGGCGGCCGCUUGUAGCGUUGUACCGCCCUUUCGCGCUGAGUGCAUCUCCGAACUAUCCGCCGCCCACAGCCAUCACGGAUGUGUACCUCAAGUCAUCUAUGGCGUUGCUGACCUACAUGGAAGAGCUGGACCCAAACAUUCCAGGCUUUGACGAUGUUAGCCAUAUGUACCAUGUGAUUUUACGGCACGACAUUGUUCAGGCUGCUUUCAGUGUCUGUUUCUAUAUCAGACAGGCCUUGGAAGCAGAGGAAUCCAACAACACAACGCCGUCUUCCGGGGGCAGUACUAUCGUCUUCGGUGGCACGGAUGGAGGGCAGGGAGUGGCAGCUCGAGGCGGCAGGAAACUGACCCCAGACGACGUCAAGGUCUCCGGCCAUAUUGGUAGUCAUACCCCUACCUCGGCCCCCUUCGCCCCGAUGGCAGCAGUGUCCGACGGUGGAAACAGCAGCACGCCGGCCGGAAACAACGGUGGCAACAAGAAGCGGGUGCACUCGCUGAUAUGGUCUGCGACAUACAUGAUUCGGACGGUGGAGCGGACGACGGAAAAUCUUGCUCGGCUGGCGGGUGAUCUAAGCAAUGACCUGCGGGACGUUGUUGCCCUGGCGGUUGUGCUGGGAUCCGUGAAGCCGGCAGCGAACCAGAUACAGCGCAACGAAAACAUACGAGCACAAGUGGGGCGUGUGCGGGAUGCUUGCUUUGAUACGCUACGAAGGCAUGCGUCUCCUGCAAUUCGCGCAUUGGUGUCUGCGCCGGACGUGCCACUUUCACAUGUUCCUGAUUGGUACAACCGGCCAACGUUGCAGAACGAGCUCGCCCAGCCCACCGACGAGUCCGCGUUAUUGGACAUGGGAUUUUGGGAUGUAUGGGAUAUGCGGAUUGAGGCAGGGGCGAAGCAUUGA
This is a messenger RNA of Grosmannia clavigera kw1407, 2970 nucleotides long. Its product is annotated as c6 zinc finger domain containing protein. Gene Ontology annotation, molecular function: DNA-binding transcription activator activity, RNA polymerase II-specific; zinc ion binding; RNA polymerase II cis-regulatory region sequence-specific DNA binding. Lineage: Eukaryota; Fungi; Ascomycota; Sordariomycetes; Ophiostomatales; Ophiostomataceae. The record is from RefSeq and is a predicted model, not a curated record. Bases 1 to 2970 code for a protein of 989 amino acids. The transcript has 4 exons. Gene Ontology annotation, biological process: DNA-templated transcription; regulation of transcription by RNA polymerase II. Gene Ontology annotation, cellular component: nucleus.